GCCCGGGACGCCCGAGCCUGCCCCGAGCCUCGGCGGAGCGGAGUGGCCUCGGCGCUCCCGUGUCCCGCUCGGUCCCCGCUGCACUCCGCCGCCCAGCAGCCCGGCGGACGGCGGCUCCCGAGGCGGCCCCGGCAUGACUCGGCGGCGCUCGGCUCCGGCGUCCUGGCUGCUCGUGUCGCUGCUCGGUGUUGCAGCAUCCCUGGAAGUGUCCGAGAGCCCAGGCAGUGUCCAGGUGGCCCGGGGCCAGACAGCAGUCCUACCCUGCGCCUUUUCCACCAGUGCUGCCCUCCUGAACCUCAAUGUCAUUUGGAUGGUCAUUCCCCUCUCCAAUGCAAACCAGCCCGAACAGGUCAUUCUCUAUCAGGGUGGACAGAUGUUUGAUGGUGCCCUCCGGUUCCACGGGAGGGUAGGAUUUACAGGCACCAUGCCUGCUACGAAUGUCUCCAUCUUCAUCAAUAACACACAGCUGUCAGAUACCGGCACCUACCAGUGCUUGGUGAAUAACCUUCCAGACAGAGGGGGCAGAAACAUUGGGGUCACUGGCCUUACGGUGUUAGUCCCCCCUUCUGCUCCACACUGCCAAAUCCAAGGAUCCCAGGACAUCGGCAGCGACGUCAUCCUUCUGUGUAGUUCAGAGGAAGGCAUCCCUCGACCCACUUACCUUUGGGAGAAGUUAGAUAAUACGCUCAAGCUACCUCCAACCGCCACUCAGGACCAGGUCCAGGGAACAGUCACCAUCAGGAAUAUCAGUGUCCUCUCUUCCGGUCUGUACCAGUGUGUGGCUUCUAACGCCAUCGGGACCAGCACCUGUCUCCUGGACCUCCAGGUUAUCUCACCCCAGCCCCGGAGCGUUGGAGUAAUAGCCGGAGCCGUUGGCACCGGUGCUGUUCUUAUCAUCAUCUGCCUUGCACUAAUUUCAGGGGCAUUCUUUUACUGGAGAAGCAAAAAUAAAGAGGAGGAAGAGGAAGAAAUCCCUAAUGAAAUCAGAGAGGAUGACCUUCCACCUAAAUGCUCUUCUGCCAAAGCAUUCCACACAGAGAUAUCCUCCUCAGAAAAUAACACGUUGACCUCUUCUAAUACCUACAACAGUCGAUACUGGAACAACAAUCCAAAACCCCAUAGAAACACAGAGUCGCUCAACCACUUCAGUGACUUACGCCAGUCUUUCUCUGGCAAUGCUGUUAUCCCAUCAAUCUAUGCAAAUGGAAACCAUCUGGUCUUGGGUCCACAUAAGACUCUGGUAGUUACAGCCAACAGAGGGUCAUCACCCCAGGUCAUGCCCAGGAACAAUGGUUCAGUCAGCAGGAAGCCUUGGCCUCAACACACACAUUCCUACACCGUAAGCCAAAUGACCCUGGAGCGCAUCGGUGCAGUACCCGUCAUGGUGCCUGCUCAGAGUCGGGCAGGGUCCCUGGUAUAGGAUGACUGAGGAUGCUGUUGUUCAGAAGAGAAUAAACUAAACGGACUGCCUUCAGGCAAGGGGGAGAGUGGGAUGGGUGAGUGCUGGAAAGAUAAAUUUUUGUUACGAUUCCAUUAGCAAAAAGCACAAAGAAGAAGGCUGUGAUGCUCUUCUCUGGUCACUGAGUGUGUGACAUGGCCUGGAGCUAUUCCAUCACGAAGACUCAAGAAGACUGUCUCCCCACCACAGUUGUCCUGAGAUUCAGUUAAAACAAACAUGCUGCAUCUGGAGAUGUGCCAAGCCAAGGAGGAUGCUCGAAGCUGAGUAGCACUUACCACCCAAACUGUGGUCCAGCUGGACCUGUUCUUUAAUUCUUGCCUAACUUAAUAAUUUCCGGGACCCUUAAGUGCCAGGUGGAAUUUACAUAAUGAAAUUAUUAAAAAAAAAAAAAAAUAGGUGUCCUUAGUGGGAAAACCAGGAGCAAGCUUGCGGUAUGGUCUGGUCUGCCUCCCACUCCCUUUGAUGGCACUAGUGACGUAUUCCAUCUGGGCUGGCUUUAUUAAAGCAUAGAGGCAAAGUUAUUCAGAACACUGGCUAGAGAUGGGAAAAAAAUAAGGAAAUUUCUUGUGAACACCUUACACACAUAUUUAUUUCCCUCCUGAACCGUGAACUUUGUCUUGGGGAUUUUGCUAUAUUGACAGAUUCUUGUCUGUUACACUCUGGGAUCUCUUACAGGUCCAUGGCAAUUACUGUUCAUGAUUUCCUGAAAAAAAAAAUAUUUUUUUAGAAGAAAACUAUUUUUUUUAAAUACUAGAGAGACAGUGGACUAGGAAAGCAAGAACUUAACACCUUGCCCAGUGAUUGUAUUCAGUGACUCAGCAGAGGGCCCACCACAGAAGGAUUUUAGGGGAUGGAGUAGGCAAAACCAGUUGGAGCCAGGUGGGAGGGGUCUUUGCGUUGCCAGCAGUGCCCCAAAGAAGCAAGAUUGUGUGUGACAGCUUUGCUGUCACACAGGCCACUGUUAAUGAGGACAGCGCCUGAUGCCUUUUGUACUGAGGAAGAUAAUUGCCUCUUGUUCGACAAGUAGAGUCUAGUAGGUUAUUACAGAAAGGGCAAGGGUUGUUUUGGUUUUGUUUCUUUCAAAAGGAUAUUUUUUUUUGCAAAAGAAUAAUGAGGGUUAGACAAAUGGGGGACCUUCUUGUGUGCUCUUGGGGGUCUGCUCAUCAUCUGGAAAUUUGGGUGCACGAUUUUCCCUGAACGCAUUGCAUACAAGUGUAAAAAGACUCUGUCUCCCCCCUUUUCGGCUGAUUACUUGGCUUGGCUGGCCUUGCAAUUUACCAGAUUCAUUUACAGACUCUGCUCUAUAUCACAGUGUGUCUGUCUGGCUGUCCUUGUAUUGGUGACUCUCUUGCCUUAAUCACUUUGCUUUAGGGCAACUCAUGGUGAUUUCUUCCAAGAUUUGUUUUUUAAUUGUUUGUACUACUGAGCCCACAACUUUCAGAGGACAUCUUUUUUUCUUCUCCUUUCUUACAUUGCUUUGUCCCUUUUCUGCUAUACUUCCUGCCUCCUUUCCCUGUCCGGUGGGCACAGUCAUCACAGGCUGCACAUAUUUUUCCAAGAGGGACACUCGGGAUGUCCGUCACUUGUGGCCGUUUCAAUAUUGAUAAGAAGAUGAAUUUACUAUAGUGUUACCUCCCCACCACCAUUUGAUGAUUCUUGACUUUGUAAAAAUUUAAAUAAAUGAAUGUCUAUACUUUUUAAGGAAAAGUGAGAAUACCAUGUCACAGAAAAGAUAAAACUAUUAGAACUGUUUAGAAAGCAUUUAUCUUGCAUUUCUUUAUUCUUUCUAAUUACCUAAAAUUCAAUAAAAGUUUAUUCAU
This is a messenger RNA of Arvicanthis niloticus (Nile rat), 3279 nucleotides long. RefSeq names its product immunoglobulin superfamily member 11 (gene Igsf11). Lineage: Eukaryota; Metazoa; Chordata; Mammalia; Rodentia; Muridae. Gene Ontology annotation, cellular component: cell-cell junction. The record is from RefSeq and is a predicted model, not a curated record.